AUGCUAAAACAUCCUUCGGCCGAGCACUUGGGUAUGUACCGGUCCUCAUCCUACUACUCGGAUGAUGGGUGUCUGAACAGAAUCCCCUACUUCUCGGCCAUUGGCUUCUUUAUGUGCUUCGUUGGCGUCGUACUAUUCUCAUCGAUGAUGUGGUUCGCUGUAAAUGCGAGUGUAGAACAGUUCAGACGCGCUCUUGAUCUCACCGACUUGCCUUGGUUGGACAAAGUAAGCUUUGUUGAUAAAAUAUAAACUAUGGUACAAACUGUAGUAACAUCUUAACAUAAAUGUAUAAAAAGAGCACCUCUGCACCUCUAACUCAAUAUUUUGCAGAUCAACCUCGCUUUCCUAAUCAUAGCCUUUGUGAUGGCUUUAUUUGCCAUCUUCCUUCUUGCCAUCGCUAUUGUCAGUACGGGAAGAACUCGAGAACAGAUCUACAAACGUGAGAGUGCCAGAAGAGGUGGAGAAUGCUUUGGAAUAACUGCUAUGGCGUGCUCUUACAUCCUUAAUAUCCUGUGGAUGUUCGUAUUUGCAACAACUGCCAUUUUAAGUGCCGGGUAUUAUGUUUUGAGCCGAUUAUGUUCAUCGUUAGCUGCUUACAACGAAUCGAACUGCUUGGACUUUAGCGUUUUUCAACCGCUGUUUAAAGAUACACCCAAAGAAGUAAGUUUUACGCUUGAAACUAGUUUUUGACUCUCUAGGUUAAUAUAAAGUUGAGAAAGUUUGCCGUUUUUGCUCAACUUUCUGAGAAAUACCUUCACAAACAUUCCUGAGCUACUUAUAUUACUAUAGACAUUCCUAAAAUAGCCAAAUCUUUUGAAAACUCCCAAAAAACAUGUUAUCCAUUCCAGACACUAAACCUCUGCGGAGGUAACGCUCAACAAUUCUGUGCAGCCACAAACUCAGUCGUUGCCUGGUACUUCAUAGGCUUCCUAGGGUCACUAAUAGUCUGCCUAGGCCUAGUACAGUUUCUGGCCAGCAGCACGGCCAACCAUUCAAGAGUUAAGAACGAGAAACGCUAUAACGAACUUCACAAUGCCGUCUUCGGAGACAGCAUCCCUGAAUUCACGCCUUAUCUACCCAACAACUACUAUCCACCCCCACCAAUCCAUGGAACUCUGCCUUCUUAUCAUGGCACACAGCCUAGAUCGAAACCCAACUUUGUACCACCUUCACCAUUACGACAGAAUGGUACUCUACCUUACAACUCGUACUCUCGACGGAACUCGUAUCACAACUCUAUGGGGGAAUGGGCUAGAGACUAUUAA
Molecule: messenger RNA, 1265 nt
Organism: Bursaphelenchus okinawaensis
Lineage: Eukaryota; Metazoa; Nematoda; Chromadorea; Rhabditida; Aphelenchoididae
Source: the annotation of a GenBank genome assembly